UAGAUUCCAGAAUGAGACGGUCAAAUGACUGAGCAUGUGUGACCUACUGUCAAGCUGUGCUGCUGUUAUUCAAGGAAUCAAUGUGAAGUGGGCCUCGGAGCAGGACUCCAUAUAGGCAGCAGACAAGCACCAGAUGCGGUUUUCUCAAUACGCUUGACUAAAGAAAUAGUCCCAGCCAAUCGACAUGAGCUCUCAAGGAUUUGGCAAUCCAAUGGCAGUUGAGGAUUCAACAUUCCAAACUGGUAAAAUCCUGCCUGUCCUCAAAACAACCGCUUCAGAGGAGGAGAAGAUGAAUGCCGCCAAUACACAGAGACGUAACACCGGACAGACAGAACUCAGAAGAUAUUAUACUAUCGAUGCUGAGCAAAAAACAACCCAGGAGAAGAAGGAUGUCCGUCGGAUGUCUUUCCAGAAGCCCAAGGGAACUACUGAAUACACAGUUGAAUCAAGAGACUCUUUGAAUAGCAUUGCGCUCAAAUUUGACACUGCACCUAAUGAGCUUGUACAGCUGAAUAAACUGUUUGCCAGAGCAGUUGUUCCAGGCCAGAUUCUUUAUGUUCCUGAUCCAGAAUACGUUUCCAGUGUGGACAGUUCACCAUCAUUGAGUCCAGUCAGCCCUUUGUCACCAACUUCUUCAGAAACAGAGUUUGAGAAACCUAUGGAUGUGGAACACGCUCACCUCAAAGACUCAAGCUGCUCACCAAUACUGUGCAGCCGGUCGCCAAAGUCCAAGGAAGAGGAGGCCUUCACUGAGAAGUUUCUUAAAAUUACGUGCCGAUACAUAACUGAAGGAAAGGGUGCUGUCAGUGGAGUACUUCUUGUGACACCAAACAACAUUAUGUUUGAUCCUCUCAAACAUGAUCCUCUAAUAAAGGAGUGGGGCUGUGAGGAAUAUGGCAUCAUGUGUCCCAUGGAGGAGGUCCUUUCAGCAGCCAUGUACAGUGACAUUUUGGACAAUAAAGUCAAAGAGCCUUUGCCUGUAGAACCAGAAUGUCCUGGAUCAAUCAAAGAUGCAAACCAGUUAGAUGAAAGAGCAAGAAACAAUGCUAUUGAAGAGGACUUCAAACGACAAGACCCAGAGAAUGAUAGCAUAAGCACAGCUCCCAGAAGCACAAAGCAUUCCUUGUCUGAAGAUGUGUUCACUAAAUCUGAACUCUCCCUAAUCCGAGAAGACCUGGCCUCCUGUGAUGAGUUUAGACAAGAUAAGUUAUCUGGAGCCUCAUCAAAGUCUGUGCAAACCAUGAACCAGUCUGUAAGGGAAGUCUGCCUCCAAUCUGCAUCAGCAGAAUCAUUGGAAGUGAAAGUGACCAAGCAAGUUAGUGCUGAAAGUCUGUUGCAUCAUGAUGGUCAUGAACUGAUUGAAAUGAAGGGAAGUGGAAACCCGGAGAUGGAAAUCACCAAAAACAAACAUCACCCUGAUGAUCAUGGUCAUGUUGCACAUCAAGGUGAGGAUGAACAACAAGCCACUUGUGACCACAAAGAUGCUGAAGCUGAAGGAUUGGGUAUCAAGUGCAGAGCAACUCAGAGUGCUUCUGUUUCUAACUUAUCGGGCAGCUGCAAGAAGGAGAAUACUGAUCAGUCGAGGAGAGCAGGCAAAGAGUUUGUUCCUGAUUCUGCAAAUGACGUGAAAGAACUCCAAAAACUGUGGAAAAGCCAUGCUCUGCAACAGAGGGAAACAGUGCAACAUUCCACCAACAAAGACAUCAAGCCAAAAACUGGGCAAGCUGCAAAAAGAUCUGGAGAAGGUAGUGCCAUACCAAAAGAAAAAAAGUGGAAUCGAUCACACAGGUUCUUACGUUUGAGAGUUGGGAAGCCCAUGCGGAAGACGUUUGUAUCAGUAGCAAGUGCAUCAAUGCAGCAGUAUGCCCAGAGGGACAGGAAGCAUGAGUACUGGUUUGCAGUACCACAGGAAAGGGCUGAGCAUCUAUAUGCCUUCUUUGUGCAAUGGUCUCCAGAAUUGUAUGGCGAUGAAACUGGAGAAUUGGUGAAGCAGCAAGGAUUCAUGGUCAUCAGAAAGAAUGAGAAGUCAAAAAUGAAUGAGAAUUCCAACAAUAUCCCUUUGCUGGCAGACUGGGAGAUCCAAGAGGCAUUCUGA
This is a messenger RNA of Stegostoma tigrinum, 2095 nucleotides long. It is a transcript of the gene oxr1a, whose product is annotated as oxidation resistance 1a. The transcript is spliced from 11 exons. Bases 185 to 2095 code for a protein of 636 amino acids. The record is from RefSeq and is a predicted model, not a curated record. NCBI's taxonomy places the organism in Eukaryota, Metazoa, Chordata, Chondrichthyes, Orectolobiformes, Stegostomatidae.